Messenger RNA from Mya arenaria, 1560 nucleotides. RefSeq names its product NAD(P)H-hydrate epimerase-like. The transcript is spliced from 7 exons. Lineage: Eukaryota; Metazoa; Mollusca; Bivalvia; Myida; Myidae. The coding region runs from base 457 to 1290 and encodes 277 amino acids. The record is from RefSeq and is a predicted model, not a curated record. Gene Ontology annotation, molecular function: NAD(P)HX epimerase activity. Gene Ontology annotation, cellular component: mitochondrion.
UUGCGCUGUGGAAGGCUAUUAAGACAAUCCUGCGAGAAAUUAAGGACACUACUAUUCCUGAGAAAGAAUUAGGACACCGUUUCGGAGCGUUCUUAUAGAAAACAUAAAGUGAUUCCGGAGACGAUUCCUAAUUGAUAUUAAGGAAUCUAUAUUCAGGACACCAUUUGUGAAACGUAUUCAGGACGCAAUUCCUGAUAUAUAUUUAAGACACCUUUCCUGAGCUAUAUUAAGAACACCAUUCCUAAUGGGAUAUUCAGGACACCAUUUGUGAAACGUAUUCAGGACGCAAUUCCUGAUAUAUAUUUAAGACACCUUUCCUGAGCUAUAUUAAGAACACCAUUCCUAAUGAGAUAUUCAGGACACCUUUCCUAAGAUAAAUUAAGGACACCAUUCCUGAAGGAUAAUCAAGACAACAUUCCUGACAUAUAUUCAGGACACCAUUCCUAAGCGAAUAAAAUGGAUCGAAUUAAUGUAAGUCGUUUGUCAUUUCGCCGCAAAGUGAGUCAUAAAAAGGAUAAACAUCGACACGAACUUUCCGAUAACAGCAGUGAGGAUAUACCUAGGAUCAAGUAUAUUAGUCAGACGGAAGCUCAGAAUAUUGACCAAGAGCUGUUUACGGAAUAUGCCUUUAGUGUUGACCAGCUUAUGGAACUUGCCGGUUAUAGCUGUGCCGUGGCAAUAGCUAAGUGUUAUCCCAUAGAAGAGAUGACGAAAGACAACCAUGCGGUGUUGGUUUGUUGUGGUCCGGGAAAUAAUGGAGGGGAUGGUUUGGUGUGUGCGAGACAUCUUAAAAUGUUUGGCUACAAACCAACCAUCUUCUACCCGAAGCGGCCAUCCAAACCCCUGUUCGACGCAUUGUACCAGCAAUGUGAAGGGAUGGACAUGCCUGUUUUAUCUUUCUUCCCAUCAGAAGCUCACCUUAUAACCGACUCGUACAACUUCGUAGUCGAUGCCUUGUUUGGAUUUAGUUUCAAAGCCCCCGUGAGACCGGAAUUUGAACCAGUCAUGGAGACGCUGAAAAAGAUUGAGGCGCCCAUUUGCAGCAUUGAUGUUCCCUCAGGAUGGGACGUUGAAAAAGGCGAUCCUAAUGGUCUUCAACCCGAACUGCUUAUCUCACUAACUGCUCCCAAACAAUGUGCUCGCCUGUUCAAAGGAAAGCACCACUACCUUGGCGGAAGAUUUGUCCCUCGUACUUUGGAACAAAAAUACGAGCUGAAUCUGCCGCCUUACCCUGGCACGGACUGUGUGGUGGAAUUAAAGCAGGAUACACAAGAGGAUGGGACCGCAUAGCAGCUUGUGUCAAACAGGGAACUGUCGUCGAUCUUGAGUGUUCGCGUUGAUAACUUGCUGAUUUUGUACUUCCGUUUUAUGUUGAAUAGUGUUUUAUUUGUUAUAUGCGAAUAAGGAUGAACUGAUCCAUACAUACAUUUCAAAAGUUCAAUAAAAUGUUAACUAAAAAUGAACAGUUCACGGCAUGAUAAUAGUUGAUAGUUAACUUCCUUGCUAUUUAUAACAUUAUUUAGUUAUUUCCUAAUCUGUUUUCGACAUAAUUAUGACAAU